Messenger RNA from Scatophagus argus, 3179 nucleotides. RefSeq names its product chondroitin sulfate proteoglycan 5b (gene cspg5b). The record is from RefSeq and is a predicted model, not a curated record. NCBI's taxonomy places the organism in Eukaryota, Metazoa, Chordata, Actinopteri, Scatophagidae. Bases 624 to 2621 code for a protein of 665 amino acids. Gene Ontology annotation, biological process: nervous system development. The transcript is spliced from 6 exons.
ACAACAGACGCUGCGGCUUAAAUCCCCCACUCAGCCCCGUUCUACAUCACCUAUAACAGGCUGAGGCUGGACACUGACUGACGAGCAUUUGCUCGGGUGUGUGUCCGUGUGUGCGUGCUGGCACUUUGACACCUAAACGCACUGUGCGCGCGCCCCCUGCCGUGCUUUGCCUCUCACCGCCUCUGUGGCCAAAAGAAAAGGUUUAACGGACCGUAUGCAGACAGGCAGGCAGGCAGCGACGAACCCGGCUCAUUAAAAUCUCAUCUGCAGACCCUCUGCCGGUCGCGCGCAUUACUACUACACCUACUCCCUGUGCUGCUGGUGCCGCCGACGGACCCCAAAGAGCAGAGUGAUACGCGCGCGCUAAAGGUGUGGAGGAAAGGGCACCCGCUCGGUACAAUGGAACCGAAUCCAAGCCGUUAAACGGCUCAGACACACACAUACACAACAGCUGUGAGAGAAGCCAAACGUUGGGGAGUGUGACAGCGACAUGGCGAAAAUUAGCAAGAUCUGAACUUUGCAGGAUACGCUGCGAGGAUUAUCGUACAGCCACACCAUCUGAGCGGCACGGCGGGGAACGGGAUCACAGUUUGCAUCCGUGUGUCAUAGGGAUCGUCUACGGUAUGGCGCGCCGUGACAGUCGUUUGGGGACCUGGCAGGUGCUGCUGACCAUCUCAAUGGUCAUCAUUCCCCUGUCUGCUCACGGGAGGCAUUCACUGACCAGGCGCCACCAUCACCACAACCAAUCAUCUGUCAGUAAGGAGGCCUUGAAUGCCGGGAUGGUGCUCAGUGAUGACUCAGCAGAGAGAGAGCACCUGAUUGGAGCAGGACUCGGGCUCGGGGCUAAACUCCCGCUCAGCUCUAAACACCACCAUUCUCAUAAACAUGCCCACCUUGACUUCGUAGAGGAGGAUCCACCUGUGGGGGAGGAGCUCACUGCUGGAGGGGCGGGUCCAGACCAGCCCGGAAACCCCUUAUCUGAAGACGUCAUCACCGUGGAGUUUCACAGCCCUGCGCCAGAUAUUGUGCCCUCUGAUGAUUGGCCCAAAGCCCUAAAACCCCAGAAGCAAAAAGGGGGACCCCCAACUCCAUGGACACUUUCUGACUUUUACGACUACCUGUCCCCUGACGACGACCUCUCUGCAUUAGAUGUGAUCGCAGUACCUGAGCCCACCCCUUCACCCCCUGCCGACAUGGAGGAUGAGAAUCCACUGCUGGUUGGUUCUCCUGCUGUUCCUGACAAUGUCAAUCCUAAUGUGGAAAGCGGGCCCUCCUCAUUCGCCACUCCCAUGCCAGGACUGGAGAAGGGUGAUGGGUUAGGCUUAGGAGGUGCCAUAGGAGCUGAUGGCUGUAGACUGGGCUUUGUGCGCUCUGGACCUGGGGUUUGUGUGUCUCAGUGUGAUAUUGAACCCAAUUUCUGCUUUAACGGAGGAGUGUGCACCGUGGUGGCAGGAAUGGGAGCCUUCUGCAGGUGCAACAUGCAGGACUACAUUUGGAACAAAGGCACGCGGUGUGAUUGGGCGGUGACAGAGUUCCAGGUGCUGUGUGUGGUGGUGGGCGUGGCCUCCCUGGUGCUCAUCCUCCUCUUCAUGAUCAUCGUUUUCUUUGCCAAGAGGCUGCACCACCUCAAGAACGAGAACAAGCGCCUUCGCAAACGCAGUAAGUACCGCCCACAGAGCACCGAGCCACAGACGGACGGCCUCUCAGUUUCCACAACAGCCGAUGGCUCGCAGCCAAACGUAAGGAAACUGUGUGACACCCCACCGCCCGCUCCCCAAGCUCACACUCACAACCUGGCGUACUAUGACAACAUUAUCUGUCAGGAUGACCCUCAGAAGCAGGAGGACCCGGCAAAGUCCCCACAACCCAAGGAAGAGGGGUCAAUGAACAUCCUCAACUCUCAUUCCCCGAAACACGAGAACAACCGUCCAACCUCCGUCGUCCACGACCAAGGCCACACCCCGAACAACACAGAGGAGAACGCUGAGGAUGGAGUCACUAUUGGCCUGGAAGUGCUCCUCCCCAAAGACGUCAAGCUACACCCAGAGACCAGCCCACCUCUUCAGUAUGACGUCUUCCUCUACAAGGUUGGCAACAAUGGAGACUCUGCCUGUCCCAGCAAAGUUCUUCCCACUCACAGCACCAAUUCUUACUCCUCUUCUCAUCCCAUGCCCAAAUCACCCAAAACACCCAAAACACAGAAGUUGCCCAUGGAACCUAAAUCACCAAAACACACCAGGGAACACCCACCCAGUAACCGUGAACCCUUGUCUGGAAGGCACUCCUCACCUGGCCGUCACCCCUCACCUGGUCGCCACCCAUCACCCAGUUGUCACUCUGCACCUGGGUGCUAUUCUUCCCCCACCUGCCAUCCAUCCUCCCACCACUCUCCCUCCCAGUACAAACGCAUGCCUACCUCCUCCUUAACCCCGCCUCAGCUGCGCAGGCCCAGAGGUCGGUUGCAAGCAUCUGUCUCAGAGUGUUCGGGGACUGGCAGAGUGUACCAUGGCGGACACAUUCGUCCAUCCCCCUCCUCGCCUCACCUCACCCAGCCACCUCCAUCACCAUCUAGGAUGAAGUACAGCCCGGUCAGCACCCGAUCGCUGCCACCUCUCUCCUGACCAGGCCUCCAUCCAACCUGGCAACCAUCCACACAAACGCACAAACAUCUGUCAUAAUCUAAUCUAUCCAGAAAUGUAUCCAUCAUGGCUCUAACUCUUUUCUUAGCGAGUUAUAGAUCAUUUAUCUGUCAUCCAUCUUUGCAUCCUGCCUUGGCACAUUCAUACCCAGAGGAAGAGCACACCACCUGGUUUUGAUCCAUGGAGCCAGAAAACUAGAACUGGAACAUACACCACACCAAAAUGCAUACAUAAAAUACUGCGUAGUCACUGCAGCUGAACAUCAGAUCUCAGUGUAAAUAACAACCUCUCAAAGCUCAGGUUACUGCUCAUACAAGCACAAAAUGAACCACCACAUGUGAACACACUCUCCUUGUAUGGUGCCAACGUCAGCGUCUGCUGAGGAUAUAGUUUGUAAAGGUUUCAUAGAGGUUUACAUCAUUAGCCUUAGUGUUAUCAGUGGUUUAUAUAAAUUUUUUGAUAUUCAGUGUAUAAGGUUAUUUCAUGUUUUCACAGGCUCUUUUUGGUAUGUUUUUCAUUUUCUAAUCCUCAAUAAAUAGA